AUGGGAAAGAGAAAAUCAUCAUCCCGUGUCCAAACAAAGAAGGUCAAGCAGGUAUUGGAUAUCACGUUCACAUGCCUUUUUUGUAAUCAUGAGAGGUCUGUCAUUUGUACGUUGGACAAAAAGAACGGGAUUGGAGAGCUUCAUUGUAAGAUUUGUGGACAAACAUUCCAAAGCACUAUCCACUCAUUAUCCAAACCAGUUGAUAUUUACAGCGACUGGAUCGAUGCCUGUGAGGACUUGGAAGAAGAAGCUGGACAUGAUGGCAUAGAAGUGACAGAAGGUGAAGAGCAUGAAGAAGACGAUGAGGAAGAAAAUGACGAAUUCAAGAGACGUAAAGAUCCAAUCUUAGACUCUGAUGAUGAUGAAUACUAG
Molecule: messenger RNA, 372 nt
Organism: Yamadazyma tenuis ATCC 10573
Lineage: Eukaryota; Fungi; Ascomycota; Pichiomycetes; Serinales; Debaryomycetaceae
Biological process (GO): transcription elongation by RNA polymerase II
Cellular component (GO): transcription elongation factor complex
Molecular function (GO): RNA polymerase II complex binding
Source: RefSeq, a predicted model, not a curated record